This is a messenger RNA of Trifolium pratense (red clover), 3236 nucleotides long. RefSeq names its product disease resistance protein RPM1-like. The record is from RefSeq and is a predicted model, not a curated record. Gene Ontology annotation, molecular function: ADP binding. Lineage: Eukaryota; Viridiplantae; Streptophyta; Magnoliopsida; Fabales; Fabaceae. The coding region runs from base 223 to 3048 and encodes 941 amino acids. The transcript has 2 exons. Gene Ontology annotation, biological process: defense response to other organism.
AUUCAAGGUAUAUAUAAGCACACCAACAAAGAAAGAAAAGCAUAUCCAAAAAUCCAAUCAUAAGCCUUUGCAAUUGCAACUAGUCCUCUCCAAAGUAGUUAAAAAAACACAUUUAGAGUUUUCAUCAUCAAGUUCUUGCCACUCUUCCCAUCUAGAGAGAAAAAAUAGAAGAGAGACAAGUAGAAAUAUAAGGCAAGGCACUAAAUUAGUGAAAGAAAAAAAAUGGCAGAAAGUUCAGUAUCAUUUUUAUUGGACAAGCUAUCUUGGUUACUUGAAGCAGAAGUAAAUCUACAAAGAGGGGUCCGUGAAGAUGUUGAAUACAUCAAAGAUAAACUUGAACACCACAAAGCCAUUUUGAUGGUAGCUGAUUCAUUGGAAAACAAAAACCAUGAACUCAAAGAAUGGGUUAAAAGUGUAAGAAAAAUUGCUGAAGACAUGGAAGAUGCUAUAGAUGAAUACGAUCUUCGCCUUGUUGAUCAUCAUCAACAAGGCAACAAUAUUUGUUAUUUUCAAGAGAUUUGUUUUUACUUUAAGACCAUGAUAGCUAGGCACAUAAUAGCUUCAAAUAUUAAAGGAAUCAAAUCCAAAGUUGAAGUCAUCUCGCACAGACGUCCAAACAUAUCUGGUGUAGGUUCAAGCUCAAGUAAAAGUCGUUCACCAAGGCUUGAUAGUCAAGGUGAUGCCCUUUUGCUAGAGGAAGCUGACUUAGUUGGAAUUGAAAAACCAAAGAAGCAGCUUUGUGAUUUGCUCUUCAACAAUGAAUCAAAAAGAGAAGUGAUUUCAAUCAAUGGUAUGGGAGGUUUAGGGAAAACAACAUUAGCAAAACAAGUCUAUGAUGAUCCAGAAGUCAAGAAACAUUUCAAGAUUCAUGCUUGGGUUAAUCUUUCUCAAUCUUCCAAGAUUGAAGAGUUACUGAAGGACCUUGUUCAACAGCUUCAUAUUCUCAUUGGAAAGCCAGUUCCAGAAGCAAUUGGAAUGAUGAAAAAUGACGAGCUAAAACGGUUGAUCAAGAAUUUGCUUCAGAGUAGGUAUCUAAUUGUGCUUGAUGAUGUGUGGUAUGUGACUCUAUGGAAUGCUGUAAAGCUUGCUUUGCCUAAUAACAACCUCGGAAGUAGAGUGAUUCUUACAACGCGCAAGACAAACAUAACAGAAUUGGGUAAGGAUUUUCACCUUGAAUUCUUACCUGAGAAAGAAGCUCAGGAUCUUUUUUUUAGGAAAACAUUUCAGGGUAACUCAUGUCCUCCUGAUCUUAAAGAAGUUUGUCUGGAGAUCUUACAAUUGUGUGGAGGGUUGCCACUAGCAAUUGUGGCAAUCAGUGGCGUUAUGGCUACAAGAAAGUUUGAAGAAGAGUGGAAGAUAGUUUGCAGAAGCAUUGGAUCUGAAAUUAGAGGCAAUGACAAAUUGGAGGAUAUGAAGAAAGUACUUUCCUUAAGUUUCAAUGAGUUGCCUUAUUAUCUUAAAUCAUGUUUGUUGUAUUUAAGUGUCUUUCCCGAAUUUCACCCUAUUGAGCAUAUGAGAUUGAUUCGAUUGUGGAUAGCUGAAGGGUUUGUAAAUGGUGAAGAUGGCAAGACACUGGAGGAAGUUGCAGAUAGUUACCUUAAGGAGCUUUUGAACAGAAGUUUUCUCCAAGUGGUAGAAAAAACAAGUGAUGGAAGGAUGAAGACUUGUCGCAUGCAUGACCUUCUAAGGGAAAUUGUUAAUUUGAAGUCGAUGGAUCAAAACUUUGCAACAAUAGCCAGAGAAGAUGAACAAGAUACAGAAUGGACGGAACAAGUUCGUCGUUUAUCAAUCAUAAAUUCAUUUCAUAAUGUACUUAAACAGAAUAAGACCAUAUUCAAACUUAGGUCUCUGCUAAUGUUUGCAUUAUCAGAUUCACUUAAUCAUUUUUCUAUCCGUGAACUAUGCUCCUCCACUGGUGUUAAUUUGCUCAGGGUGUUAGAUUUGCAGGAUGCACCUUUGGAGGAUUUUCCCGCUGAAAUUGUCGACCUUUACCUACUGAAGUAUCUAAGUUUGAAGAAUACAAAGGUGAAAAGCAUUCCAUGUUCCAUUAAGAAGUUGAAGUACCUGGAGACAUUGGAUCUUAAACACACUUAUGUCACUGAAUUGCCUGCUGAAAUUGUGGAACUGGAAAGAUUACGCCAUCUCCUCGUGUACCGUUAUGAUAUUGUAUCCUAUGCUCAUUUCCACGCAAAGCAUGGAUUCAAAGUGGCCGCACCUAUAGGAAACAUGCAAUCAUUGCAAAAGCUUUGUUAUAUAGAGGUAGAUCAAGGAAGUGGAGCAAUCAUGGUUGAGUUGGGAAAACUUACUCAACUUAGGAGACUAGGCAUUCAAAAACUGAGGAAAGAAGAUGGUCCCACUUUGUGUUCAUCUAUUGAGAAAAUGAUCCAUCUUAGAUCAGUGUCGAUAUCUACAAUAACAGAGGAUGAGAUACUCGAUAUUCAUGCCAUUAAGCCUCCUCGGUAUCUUAAGCAGUUAUACUUGAGCGGAUGUCUAGAGAAGUUUCCACAAUGGAUAAAAUCUUGCAAUAAUUUAGUCAGAGUUUUCUUAAAAUGGAGCAGGUUAAAGGAGGAUCCACUGGUGUAUCUUCAAGGUUUGCCAAAUCUUCGACAUCUUGAGUUUCUUCAAGUAUAUGUUGGGGAGACAUUGUGUUUCAAAGCAGCAGGUUUUCCGAGUCUAAAGGUGUUAGGCCUUGAUGAUUUAGAAGUACUGAAAUCUAUAACGAUUGAGAAAGGAGCAAUGCAAGGUCUUAAAAAGUUGAUCAUCCAACGCUGUGGUUCAUUCAAGAAUGUACCAUUAGGCAUUGAACACCUAACAAAGCUAAAAUCAAUCGAGUUCUUUGAUAUGCCUGAUGAAUUGCUUAUGAAACUACGUCCAAAUGUAGGCAGAGACUUUUGGAGAGUACAACAUGUUCCAACAGUUUAUACUAGUUAUCGGAGGGAUGGUGGUUGGGAUGUUUAUUCAUUAGAGACUUUUGGGGAGAGAGAGACUGAUUCCAAUCAUAGUAGUGCCAAGAGGAGUCUUGAGCUUCCUACUCUUUGGAAGGUUUAGCUUCUUUUUAUUUUUAUUUUUGUUGUUGAUGUUGAUUUAUUUAUUUAUUCUUUUAACACACUGCAUAUAUGCUUCCAGUGAUGGAAAUUUGUUGUUAAAUUUCAAUCAAAUAAAUAUCAGAGAGUAUAAUCUAUUUUCUGAACUCUUUGAGAUUACAGAAUAAAAAUGUAUGUUCAUGUUAUGGUUCU